Scaptodrosophila lebanonensis is the source of this 780-nucleotide messenger RNA. RefSeq lists its product as uncharacterized. The coding region runs from base 1 to 780 and encodes 259 amino acids. The record is from RefSeq and is a predicted model, not a curated record. The transcript has 3 exons. NCBI's taxonomy places the organism in Eukaryota, Metazoa, Arthropoda, Insecta, Diptera, Drosophilidae.
AUGGAAUUUAAUUUUGUGAAAAGUGUGUGCGUGUGUUGUUUGUUGUGGCACCUGGUGGCCUGUCAAGUUCAAACCAAGACGGAUACGCGCAUCUCAUGGAUACUUGAACUGCAACGUCUGCGUCAGGAGUUGCGGGACUGCUUCAGAGCCAGCCAAGCCAUUUGGCCCUGUUUUCGGGCGCGCAGCUUGCGCAGCUUUGAGAAGAUUAUGCGAGCCCGGGAGAUACCGCUCUACGAGGGUGUACGCCUCAUAGCAGCCGCCAAUGACAGCAGUAUACAGGCCAGAAUCCAAAUGAGUGAGGAACGUAAGGAUCUCAAGCAUCUAACCUGGUUCGAUCAGCUAGCUGUUAGCCUGGCUAAGGGGCUGACAACCCACACUCUGCAGAUCAACUUGGCGCAAGUUACUGAGCGCUAUUUGAAUAGCCUGGACAGGGGAGCUGCUGCCGAUCCUGUGGGCAGUGCGCGAGUUCGUCGUCAUCGCUAUAAUAUGAUCAUCACCAUGAUGUUUGGCGUCACCGCACUAGGUGCUGUGCUCGUGCCCAUGGGCUUCCAAAUGCUAUCCAUUGUGAGCGGCAAGGCGCUGCUGCUGGCCAAGAUGGCGCUGCUGUUGGCCUCCAUCAAUGGCCUAAAACGUGUGGCCAAUAGCGGGCUGCAUUAUGGCCUAUAUCAUGUGCCUGGUGAUCAUUAUGGCGGGUAUUAUGAUCGCGGCGAUUUGAAUCAUCCACGUAAUGUGCCUUUACCCGUUGCCAUGGCGCCAACACUGGAAAUGGGAAUGAAGUGA